Messenger RNA from Dermatophagoides pteronyssinus (European house dust mite), 1852 nucleotides. RefSeq lists its product as uncharacterized. The record is from RefSeq and is a predicted model, not a curated record. Gene Ontology annotation, biological process: regulation of glycogen biosynthetic process. NCBI's taxonomy places the organism in Eukaryota, Metazoa, Arthropoda, Arachnida, Sarcoptiformes, Pyroglyphidae. Gene Ontology annotation, molecular function: protein phosphatase 1 binding; glycogen binding. Gene Ontology annotation, cellular component: protein phosphatase type 1 complex.
AAAUUUAUUAAAAAGUUCAAAAACUGUGAUAAAUGUAUGAACAUUGACUUCUGUUCUUUAAAUUCGUCAUAAUUGUCAACAAAAUUCCAUAGAUUGAAUGAAAUUAAAGUAUAAAAAAAAUGUCUACACCAUUGUUAUCGAUGAGCCAUCAUAGUAAUUGGUGUCAUUCAGCGGUAGCUGCAACAACAGCAUCGCUCAAUACCGGAAAUGUGUCAUUCAAAGGCCAGACGUCCAGAUUGGAUCAACAUAAUGGAAAUUUUGUCAUGUCAUCUUCGUUUGCUAAAUCCACAUCCAAUAUGUUGUUACCCUCGACUGCAAUAUUCUUCCAAAAAAUCGGAUGUUCGAUGUCAUUGCCUAUCCUGUACUCGGAUAAAUUGACCCCUACAAACGACAAUUUAAAUGAUAAUUCGUCCACUAAUGAGGAUGAUGAUUCCCUAUUGACAAGUUCGCUACCUAAUCUCAAAUUUUUUGAUCAAAAUUUCCAUGAAAUUUCACAACGUUUAGAUUCAAUUGAUUCAUAUAAAGAUAAAAAUGAAUUUGUUGAGUCAGUAAAAAAUAAAACAAACACAGUUGAUAAUGAAAUGAUGGAUCAACAAGAGCAAAAAAAUUCUCGUGUCGAUUCGUUAGAUAUUUAUAAACGACGAAGAUCAUCUACUGAAUUAGAUUUGGCUAUUGUUAAAAAAUGUUUCAAAGGUAAAGAUAAUUCAAUUGUUUCAGAUGAAUCAAAUGAAACGACAAUCGAAGAAGACCUGGCUCGUUUAAAAAUCGAAAUGGCUAAAUCAAGCGAAUACGAUUCAAUGGCUAUAUCAAAGUCUCCUUCAGAUGGUCAAAUAUCGAAUAAACAAGUAAAUCGAAAAAAUAGUUCCAUGAUACCAACUUUGCCUGAUUUGGAAUUAUUGUCAAAACAUCAUGAAAAUGACGACAAUGCUGACCAUCAUCUUCAACAAACAAAUCAUACCUAUGAACAAACAGCUCAGCAAUUAAAUAAAACAGAAGAUAAAAAUACAGAAUCAAUUCAUUCUGUAUCAAAAUCGAAUCGAUCAAAGUCAUUGAGCGUUAAUUAUAAAAAGAAAGAAGUACGGUUUGCUGAUACUCUUGGCCGUGCAUUGGAAAAUGUUUGCUUUUUUGAUAAAGAUUCAAAGUUACCACUUCGUCGCUAUUCCUCAUACACACCUCCUGCAAACAACGAAUGGAAUACUGACAGUUGGCAUGAAACUGAAAGUCAUAUUCAGAAUAAUUCUCGAUUAGCAGCAUCAAGACCGUCGAAGAAACUUGAAUUUGUUGCUAAUAACUUUGUAAAUCCAUCUCUUAGUCCAUUUUUCAAUCAUCGUUUAUCUGAAUGUAAAGUGCUAUUGCAUUCUUUGUCAAUGGCUGAAACAACUGUGUAUGGAAUCGUUUCAGUGAUGAAUAUUCAUUAUGAAAAACGAGUAUCUGUUCGAUAUUCAUUUGAUGAAUGGCAAACGUACAUUGACCGUGAAGCAACGUAUAUGCUUGGCUCGCAUGAUGGCCAUAGAGACAAAUUUUCAUUUGUAAUCCAUGCUAGAAAACAAGAUUUCAAUAUCGAAGAUCCAUCACCAUGCAAUCACUAUCGUUCAACACCGAAAAUGUUAUUCGCCAUUUGUUUAAAAACUGGAGAUGGAAAGGCUUAUUGGGACAAUAAUUACAAUCGAAAUUAUAGAUUGGAUUUAAUUUCUCAAUAAUUAAUUAAUUAAUUGUUAUCAAAGAAAAAAUUUUAAAUAAUAAUAGUUUUUAAUUACAUUUAUUUUCACUUCUUUGAUUUUUUUUUAUAACUAUCAUCUGUGAUCAAUUUUGUGUGUGAAUUAUAUCCUUUAUUUGAUUAUUAUUUUAAAAA